AUGCUUGGUUUUGCAUUCCAUCUCAUCUACGCUGCAACGUGCUCUGCAAGCGUCAGUUGCAUCCAUUUCCCAGAACACAUCAAACCGUUGGAGACGGUGGCAUUCGAGACGCUGAGCCUGCGGGUUCGAAGGCUGAAGGAGCAAAACAGGUUCGUGAGGGGUGACCUGGAUGCCAUCGAGAGAGGUGUCUUGGAGAAGGUGAGGGAGAAGCGGCAGGUGACGGCUGCUUCAACUCCUUUGCCGCUGGGAGGCUCCAGGCCAAAAAGUGCGGCUGCAGUGGCUGCAGCUCAGUCAGCUCCGGUUGAGACGAACUUGCAACAGGUUGGCAGCAAAUCAGCACCGCACCUGGUAAUGGUGCCAAAGCCGGUGCUUUUGAAGCCACCUGAUUGCUUUGACCUUUGGCGAGAGUAUGAUUCGCUGCAGUACGCCAAUGAAGAAGCAGAAAAGAGGAGAGCCAAACAGGCCCAAGCCAAAAGGCACCUGGAAGCUCUAAGUGAACAAGUACAACAGGCCAAAGCUCGACGUGAGGUUGAGGCAUCUGAGAAGGAAAAGGACCGAGAGGCGCUACUAGCACAGGUCCAUCGCAGCCAAAGUGAAGCCACAGCAGAGUUGGCUAAGAAGCUCCAAAAGAAGCAAAUGCAGAAAGAGGCCUCUCUUGAGCUACUGGCGAGUGUGGAGAAGAAGAGCGAAGCAGCCCACCGCAUCAAAGUCGCCAAGACAGCGAUGGAUCGCACUCUCCUUGCGGAAGAGCAGUACCGGCAGCAGGAGCUUUUGCGGCGAGAAAAGCUCAAAGGAGAAGAGUCCAAGUUGAUGCAGCAGCAGUUUGAAUUAUCUCAAGCCUGGCAUCAGGAAUCCCAACAGAAAGAGAAAGAGGAAGACAGGCGGAUGGCGUUGGAGUGGAAGCGCCUUGCGGCCAAGCCACAGGAAGCUGAACUGCCUGGAGGCAUGUUGCAUAAGAUCCGUUCAAAUCAGAAGCGUGUUGAUGCGCUUGUUGGCAGUAUGGGGGUGGCUUUGGUUGAGAAGCAGCGUGCCCAGGAGGCAGCCAAGGAAGAGCUCAUUGAAAAACAUUGCAGGGACUAUGAACAAAAGCGCAUGGAUGACCUCUUUGCCCGGAAGGAUGACCGAGCCAGGCGGACCAGAGAAAUGUUCGUGGACAUCCAAAAGCAAAUCGACCACAAGAACCUUGUUAAGGGGGUGGAAGACCGGGCUGCUGACUUGCGGCAGGUUGAAAUGUGGCGGGAGAACACGGAGGCGUUCCAUCGCGAGGAGUUGAUGAAGCAGCAGGCAAAGCACACCGCCCGUAAGGAGCUUGAUGCUGAGCUUUUUGAUGCCAUGAUGCGAAAAGCAGGAACUCACAAGUCGACCUGUCCCGGCGAUGUGGACCAGGACUUGCUCUUGAACAGGCCGUUGGUCGAGAAGAUGGCCAAGUCGGGCUUCAAGAAAGACCGGACUGUACCGAUGCUAGAGAAGGCCAUGGCGUUGAAAGCCAAGCAGCGUAGACAUCUACGGCCUGAUGGUGAAAGUUAGUGCGUCCCAGAAUCCAAGUUGAUCCCAAAGGGAUCCUAAGGAUUUGAAAGCAUCUCUAUAUAGUUCCGGUGCUUUCAGUAUGUAGCAGUUCUGCUUUUGCCACUGUGCUCGAUUGACUGAAGGAUUCAAGUGGAG
Messenger RNA from Durusdinium trenchii, 1662 nucleotides. NCBI's taxonomy places the organism in Eukaryota, Dinophyceae, Suessiales, Symbiodiniaceae. The record is from the annotation of a GenBank genome assembly.